AUGGCCGACUCGUUCAAGGCGAAGAAGCUGCCCAAGGGGAAGCGGCGCUCCCCGGAGCCGCACGCCUACGACCCGUGGGGCUGGGGGGACGCCGAGUGGGACUGGGAGCUGCCGCCGCCCCGGGUCUGCUGGGAGUCGGAGAGGGCCCCCCGCGCCCCCGUCGAGACGGCGCCCCGGGGGAGGGGGGGGAGGGGCCGGGAUUCGUGGGGGGGAGGGAGCCCCCCCAAGGAGGAGGAGGAAGAGUCCUGGAGGGGGAGGGGCCGGGAUCCGUGGGGGGGAGGGAGCCCCCCCAAGGAGGAGGAGGAAGAGCCCUGGAGGGAAAGGGGUCCUCGCAGAGGAGGGAGGGGCUGGGAUCCGUGGGAGGGAAGGAGCCCCCCCAAUGAGGAAGCGGAAGAAGAGCCCCCCCAGCAUGAGGAGGAGGAGGACCCCUUUAGCAGGAGGAGCCGGUGGGGCAGCCGGGAGAGGGAGCCCCCCUCGUGGGAGCAGCCGCCUCCGGCCAAAGCCCCCCGGAAAUCCCACUGGGGGGGCAGCCCCACGAGGGAAGCAGGGACGCGAGUGCUGCUGACGCCGCCAAGGCAGAGCAGCCCGGAGCAGGGCCCCCCCCACAGGCCGCGGGGCCGGGGGGAGUGGGACUCGGCCAGGCACGGGGUCCGCUCCCCCGGCAGCCCCCCUCGGGGUGGGAGCUGGUGGGGCGAGGCUGAGAGGAGGCAUGGGGAGAGCCCCGGCCGAGAGGAAAGGGGGCGCGGGAGGCAGGCCGAGGAGGGACCCCGGGACGAGGCGCCCUGGGGCGGCUCGGAGCACGGGGGGGUUUUGGGCAGCCUCGAGCGGCUGGCAUGGGAGCAGGGCGGGGACCAGUGGAGGAACCCCGACUGGGUCAAGGACCAACCCGCCACCCUCACCAGGGGCGGAAGCCCCGCAAGGUCCAACUGGCAGCACAGCCAGAGCGGAGACCCCGACGGCUGGGGCAGCUCCGCCAGUUUCCAGAGCGGGUGGGCGGCUGACGGAACCGAGGAGGGCACCCCCGAGAUGGAAGAGGAGCUGGGGUGGGACGCUGCCGGAGAGGACGGCAUGCCAGCGGGCUCAGACGGCGCCCACCCCACCCCGCAGAAGUGGACGCCGUGCCAGGAGGUGGUGGACUACUGGACGAGGGCGUGCCGCACCUGCCUGAGCCUCCGCCAGAGGAGGAGGCUCAUGUCCUUCUGCCCGCGCCCCACCUUGCCCGACCGGAGCCACGAGACGCCCGCCCUCAACGCCGACAUUGCCAGCCUGGGCGUUGCGCCGCAUCAGAGGGCAGAUCUGGUCGAUGCCCAGAAGCUGGGCUGGCUCCAGGACGAGGUUCUGGACACGUUGGCCCCGGCCAUGAGCGUCUACGAGAUGGCCGAAGAGGCCCUGGAGAAGCGGGCGCCUGUGGACCCCCUGGAAUUGCGGGAGUGCGCCCAGCGCCUCCUUCGCCUCCUGGGCAGCCUGAGCGCCCGGCUGACCCUCCACCGCCGCGUCAAGGCCCUGCGCGCCAUCAACCCCCGCCUGCAGUCCAUCUGCUCCAAGAUGACCAGCCGCAAUUGCAACGGGAUGCUCUUUGGCGAGGACAAAGUCCAGCUCCUGAAGGAGCUGGUGGCCAGGUUCCCCCAGCUCACCCAGAACAACACCACCUACAAGCGGACCCGCACUCAGCGCCGGAGGAGCAAGGUCUACAGCGGCCAGCCGCCCCAAGGCGCAGGAACUCAAGGUGGUGGAAUGCUUUGCUUCAAGGAGGAGUUCCAGCAGACGGACACCGUCUCACAAGGUAUCUGGGCCGGCACAGAUAGCUCCCUGCCUGAGACCCAGCAGGACCAUGCGCUGAACUGGUCAGACUUCGGUUCCUGAUUGGUCGGGGACGGGGCAGCAGAAAAACCAAUGGUGCCCGCUUGCCAAACUCCCCCCCCCCUUUCUCAGGGGCUUAACUGGCCCCACAGACACCCAGAAGGAACCCCCCCUUACCAGGGGCAGAGGGAACUAUUUUUGCAACAGAGAGGGGGAGCAGAGGGGCCAGGAAGCCGGAAGCAGACCGUUCCUCUCGAUGGAAGAGACCCCCCCACCGCACUUGCCCCCCCGCCUGCUCAAGAGCCUGUCCCUUGGGGAGCCAAGCAGGGCCACCAUUGAGCAGUUGGGUGGCCACAGAGCAGAAUGGAGCCAAGAAGACAACACUUUUAAACACGACUCUCCCAAUCCUCUCUUGACUCUGCAGCGAGACUGUCUGCCCCCCCCCCCGGGGGGAGCGCAAGGUCAAGCAGGGGCGUUUUAUUGCAAGCCCCCCCCCCUUUGUGUGAAAGGCCUCUUGGUUUUCAGAGAGAAGACAUAGCUUCCUUCCAUUACAAGAAGAGUUUUUUCUCCCAAUGGUGCAAAACUGUUUCUGUUUGAACUUGAUUUUUUUGUUGUUGAAUAUUUUCUGUGGUUUUUUGCGGGGGGUGCUUGCUGGCAGCAGGAAAGCCCAGACCCCUCCUUUUUAAAGGCCUUUUGCCUCGCAACAGAAGGGGGCAGCCUUUUCAAUUCUUGGGCUUUCCUGCAUUUUUGUUUCCUGACGGAGGCGUCUUGUGGCAGGGAGUUCCAGCUGGGCUCAUAAAUUUUUUUGCCUGCUUCCCCCCUCAAAAAAUAGUUUUCACCUGGGGGCAGGAAACAGACCCAUGGGACUUUUUUCUUUUUUGGCCGAUGGUUUUCCCGUGUCGGAUCUUUGGCGGACUCUCUUUUUUUCCUCCUCCACCCAAAUCGGCUGCUUGGCUGAAGACACCACGUCCCGACGGCUGAGGUCCGAGAGGAGACUCCCCCAGGUUAAGAGGACCACGUUUGCUCUGUUCCCUGAAGGAUGUUUGAUGGAUUCCUGCAAAGAGGGUCCGGGGGAACUGACCGAUUCCUUAUUGGUUUGCAACCGAAGCGGCGAUCGGAACUGGAGCAAGAGCUUGGAAGUCUGUUUCUGGGGACCUUCUCUAGUUGAAUAAAUGUUCUUUUGUCUUCACAA
Podarcis raffonei (Aeolian wall lizard) is the source of this 2992-nucleotide messenger RNA. RefSeq names its product eukaryotic translation initiation factor 3 subunit A-like. The coding region runs from base 1 to 1863 and encodes 620 amino acids. The record is from RefSeq and is a predicted model, not a curated record. Lineage: Eukaryota; Metazoa; Chordata; Lepidosauria; Squamata; Lacertidae. The transcript has 4 exons.